Messenger RNA from Debaryomyces fabryi, 1065 nucleotides. RefSeq lists its product as uncharacterized. The transcript has a single exon. The record is from RefSeq and is a predicted model, not a curated record. Gene Ontology annotation, molecular function: ubiquitin-ubiquitin ligase activity. Bases 1 to 1065 code for a protein of 354 amino acids. Gene Ontology annotation, biological process: protein monoubiquitination; protein polyubiquitination. NCBI's taxonomy places the organism in Eukaryota, Fungi, Ascomycota, Pichiomycetes, Serinales, Debaryomycetaceae. Gene Ontology annotation, cellular component: ubiquitin ligase complex.
AUGUACACUACUACUAUAUAUAAGAGCUUUAAUGUAUCCAAUGAAAGUUUGGCGGAACCUCCAUCGUACGAGAACUCUUCAAUACAUUCUAAUAAUCAGUUGUCAAGCGUGUCUACGGGGCGUUCAAAUAGCACGGUUGCGCAAGGGUCUGGUUCCGUAUCGACAAAUACGUAUGAUAAUUCUGGGGGAUUGAUAGUUGCAGAUGAGGGUACUAACAUGUGGCAAGAGACAAUUCUUGAUAACAUUCACAAGCUCACCAACUUGACUCAUUCUAAUAAAGUAGUUUCGAAUGCCAUAAAAAUAUCGAUAGAAUUUACAGAGGAGGUGGGUGAGUUAGGAAAAAAACCGGUAUUGAUCGAUCCUCUGCUUCAUGAAUACAAACAAGGAGAUUUAAUAAAUGGAUUUGUCAUUAUAAAGAAUGAAUCUAAUGAGCCCAUUCCAUUUGAUAUGUUUUAUGUGUUGUUUGAGGGUAACAUUACGGUUUCGAAUACCUUAGAUAUAAAGGAUACGAACCCAACAAGAGUUGAGAAGUUUUUGCAAAUGUUCGAUUUUAGCGCUUCCUGGAACCACGCGCACAUUAAUAGGCUCAUUACUGAGUACGCAAAUCCGUAUGAGUGUCCUUUGAUAUCAGACCCAUAUGAUGAUUCAAAGAUGGCGUUCCCAGAUCGAAAGAUACUUCCUGGUGUUACGUAUAAACGAUUUUUCACUUUCAAAAUCCCCGACAACUUAUUAGAUUCAGAAUGCAACCAUAAUCUCCUGGAACAUACACAAAUACCACCUACACUUGGGAAAUCCCGGUCAGAAGACUAUGUUAAUCUAGCCUAUAAGGUUGAGAAUUGUAAGACUAAAUCGCUUUCGUUUGUCGAUACUUCUAUAAGCUACGGUGUACAGGCCAGAUUCAUUGGAAGAGCUUCGAAGUAUAAUGUUAAGAAAUCAAAGAGAAAUGAUCCUGUUCUUAUUAAUUCAAAGGGAGAUGAGUAUGUUAUUUUGAAAGAAGCUAAUAGGUUCCUUAGGAUUGUACCACAGACAAAAAAUUUGACCCCAAACGAAAAGAUAAUUAAAUGA